Molecule: messenger RNA, 695 nt
Organism: Leptinotarsa decemlineata (Colorado potato beetle)
Lineage: Eukaryota; Metazoa; Arthropoda; Insecta; Coleoptera; Chrysomelidae
Product: ion channel POLLUX-like
Source: RefSeq, a predicted model, not a curated record
UAUAUUAUUAAUGUCUAUUAUUAUAUUCCAUUCUAAUUAUUUUGUGAAUUUCCAGUUUGGAGUAUGUCUCUUUUCACUGAUACCGGUAAAUCUGAGAAGGGUAAGGUGAAUAUCCUGCAAGACGUGGUGUUGGUGCAGGGAUCAGAGCUACCAGAGAAUAUCGUGGACUUCCUAACGGAAUUCCAUGUAGAACUCCCACUCAGCCCCCUUCCUGGAGAACCUGUGAUGGUGACAACUCCAAGACCUGGAUGUAGCAGAAUGGAGGAUGUUCGUUCAACCACCCCCUCUUCUGAAACGAGCAGCACCAGCAAAGACGCGGAGAAGGGUUCGAAGAGGGCCAACAAGAGAGAGGCAGCGAACGGUAGCGAUAAUGAGUUUGCUGCCCCCCAAUCGAAUAAGAAAAGAGUGUCCGCCGCUAAGUCGAAGCAGGUGGAGCCGAAGGUGAAACCAAAGCAGUCGGAGCUGCGGAAAUAUAUGAAAAUAUGGGAUGAGACGAAUCCUUAUCGGCAGCCGCCGAUGACCUCGACCCUGUGGCGAGCCCCUUCUACGUUGGAUACCACCGUUUCAAAGUCCGAGACGGUCAAUACGAAAAAUCAGCCACCGACGGCAUCGCAGAUGCCAUCCACUGCAUUAAACAUUGAGCCAACCACCACCACGACAUCUUCAGAGACCACAACCGGGCCGCAUAACCUACC